UUUUCGCUGGGAAAGAACAGGGCUCACAACGGAACUUUGCUGCGGGUGGUUUGUGUUCCCGUCCGGGUGGCCGGGUGAGCGGGCCGGGAGGGGGACGCUUUCUGGCGCGGACCGCGAGCGGAGGCUGAGAGCGCCGCCGCCGGAGAAGACCGACCCUCGGCCAGAACCAGCCCGCGGUGCCCGGGCCUGGCUGCCUGCUUCCCGCCUCAGCCGCUGCUCCGGCUCCCGCCGCCACAGAAACCGUCCAGGAGGGUGCGGCGGAACGCGAGGUCCUACGGCCCAGCCCGGUCCGGUGCGGCCCGGAUCCGUGGCACGGGAGGACCCUGCAGUGGACAUGAGUCGGUAAUGCCCACUGAGGACUUCUGGGAGCCAUGUCAGACGAAUCCGCCUCAGGGAGCGAUCCAGACCUGGACCCGGACGUGGAGCUGGAGGAUGCGGAAGAGGAGGAGGAGGAGGAGGAGGUGGCAGUGGAGGAGCAUGACAGGGAUGACGAGGAAGGCCUGCUGGAUGAUCCAUCCCUGGAAGGCAUGUGUGGCACUGAGCAUGCCCAGCUGGGGGAAGAUGGGCAGCGGCCGCCGCGGUGCACCUCAACUACCUCAUCUCAGUCUGAGCCUUCAGAGCAGCUUAGGCACCAAGGCAAGAUCCUAGCGUCCGAAGACCCCAAAAAGAAGAGAGCUCAGAAGCCCUCUCAUAUGAGAAGAAACAUACGAAAGCUACUCCGGGAGGAUCAGUUGGAGCCCGUUACCAAAGCAGCACAGCAGGAAGAGUUGGAAAGAAGAAAGCGCCUGGAGCAGCAGAGGAAAGAAUAUGCAGCACCCAUUCCUCCUGUCCCUUUGGGGCUCCUGCCUGAGGAAAUUGUCUUACGAGCAAGUGAUGGUCCCCAACUCUCUCCACGGGUCUUGGCCCAGGAAGUCAUUUGUUUGGACAGUAGCAGUGGCAGUGAGGAUGAAAAGAGCAGCCGAGAUGAGGUGAUUGAACUGAGUUCUGGAGAGGAGGACACUCUGCACAUUGUAGACAGCAGUGAGUCUGUCAGUGAGGAGGACGAGGAGGAGGAGAAGGGUGGCACUCAUGUGAAUGACACCUUAAACCAGCAUGAUGCUCUUGGGCGGGUCCUUGUCAACCUGAACCACCCUCCGGAGGAGGAGAAUGUCUUCCUGGCCCCACAGUUGGCUCGGGCUGUGAAACCUCAUCAGAUUGGUGGGAUCCGGUUCCUAUAUGAUAACCUAGUAGAGUCCUUAGAAAGGUUUAAGACCAGUAGUGGCUUUGGCUGUAUCCUGGCCCAUAGCAUGGGUCUGGGGAAAACUCUGCAAGUGAUCUCCUUCAUUGAUGUCCUCUUCCGCCACACGCCAGCCAAAACAGUCCUUGCCAUUGUGCCGGUGAACACUCUUCAGAAUUGGCUGGCAGAGUUCAACAUGUGGCUCCCACCUCCUGAAGCCCUCCCAGCCGACAGCAAGCCUGAAGAAAUCCAGCCACGGUUCUUUAAAGUUCAUAUCUUGAAUGAUGAGCAUAAGACAGUGGCAUCCCGUGCUAAAGUGACAGCUGAUUGGGUUUCAGAGGGUGGGGUGCUGCUGAUGGGGUAUGAAAUGUACAGACUGCUUACUCUGAAGAAGUCCUUUGCCGCAAGUAGACCGAAGAAAACCAAGAAACGUUCUCACCCAGUCAUCAUUGAUCUGGAUGAAGAAGAUCGACAGCAAGAGUUUCGGAGAGAGUUUGAGAAGGCCUUAUGCCGCCCUGGUCCUGAUGUGGUGAUCUGUGACGAGGGACACCGCAUCAAAAAUUGCCAAGCCAGCACCUCACAGGCUCUGAAGAACAUACGUUCUCGUCGGCGGGUGGUGCUGACUGGGUACCCUCUACAGAACAACCUCAUUGAGUACUGGUGCAUGGUGGACUUUGUGCGCCCAGAUUUCCUUGGUACUCGUCAGGAGUUCAGCAACAUGUUUGAACGCCCUAUCCUGAACGGGCAGUGUAUUGACAGCACACCUCAGGAUGUCCGCCUCAUGCGCUACCGGAGCCAUGUUUUGCACAGCCUCCUGGAGGGCUUUGUGCAGAGGAGAGGCCACACUGUGUUGAAGAUUCACCUCCCUGCCAAAGAAGAGAAUGUGAUCCUGGUGCGGCUUUCUCAGAUCCAGCGAGAUUUGUACACACAAUUCAUGGACCGUUUCCGGGACUGUGGUAGCAGUGGCUGGUUGGGCCUGAAUCCUCUGAAGGCUUUCUGUGUGUGCUGCAAGAUCUGGAACCAUCCUGAUGUGCUGUAUGAAGCCCUCCAGAAGGAAAACCUAGCCAAUGAGCAGGACCUAGAUGUGGAAGAGCUUGGCUCAGCAGGGACCAGUGCCCGCUGCCCACCCCAGGGCACAAAAGUCAAGGGAGAAGAUAGUACCUUGGCUUCCUCAAUGGGAGAAGCAACCAACAGCAAGUUCCUACAGGGAGUUGGCUUUAACCCUUUCCAGGAGCGAGGCAAUAAUAUUGUUACGUAUGAAUGGGCCAAGGAUCUUCUGAAUAAUUAUCAGACUGGAGUCUUGGAAAACUCUCCCAAGAUGGUACUUCUUUUCCACCUGAUUGAAGAAAGUGUGAAGCUUGGGGACAAGAUCCUUGUGUUUAGCCAGAGUCUUUCUACAUUGGCUCUCAUCGAGGAGUUCCUAGGGAAACGAGACAUUCCCUGUCUGCCUGGUGCUGAGGGCCAAGGAACACAGAAGUGGGUUCGAAAUGUCAGCUACUUCCGGCUAGAUGGUAGCACCCCUGCCUUUGAGAGGGAGCGGCUUAUUAAUCAGUUCAAUGAUCCCAGCAACCUCACCACCUGGCUGUUCCUUCUCUCUACAAGGGCCGGAUGCUUGGGUGUGAAUCUGAUUGGUGCCAAUCGAGUGGUGGUAUUUGAUGCUUCCUGGAACCCUUGCCAUGAUGCCCAGGCAGUAUGUCGGGUAUAUCGUUAUGGCCAGAAAAAGCCCUGUUACAUCUAUCGCCUUGUGGCUGAUUAUACUCUUGAAAAGAAGAUUUAUGACCGGCAGAUUUCCAAGCAGGGCAUGUCAGAUCGUGUAGUAGAUGAUCUAAAUCCAAUGCUGAACUUCACCCGGAAGGAAGUGGAAAACCUGUUGCACUUUGUUGAGAAGGAGCCAGCUCCCCAAACAUCUUUGGAUGUAAAGGGGAUUAAGGAAUCAGUCUUGCAGCUUGCCUGUCUGAAGUACCCUCACCUCAUCACCAAGGAGCCUUUUGAGCACGAGUCAUUGCUCCUCAACCGAAAGGAUCACAAGCUGACCAAAGCUGAGAAGAAAGCAGCAAAGAAAAGCUAUGAGGAGGACAAGCGCACAUCAGUGCCCUAUACCCGCCCAUCGUAUGCGCAGUAUUAUCCUGCCAGCGACCAGAGCCUGACCAGCAUCCCUGCCUUCAGUCAGAGGAACUGGCAGCCAACACUGAAGGGUGAUGAAAAGCCUGUGGCCAGUGUUCGUCCUGUACAGUCUACCCCCAUCCCCAUGAUGCCCCGGCAUGUCCCACUCGGCGGCAGUGUAAGCGCUGCCUCCAGCACAAAUCCAUCCAUGAAUUUCCCCAUCAACUACUUGCAGCGGGCAGGAGUCCUUGUGCAGAAAGUGGUCACUACGACAGAUAUUGUUAUUCCUGGACUCAACAGCUCCACAGAUGUUCAGGCGAGAAUCAAUGCUGGUGAGAGCAUCCAUAUCAUCCGGGGGACGAAAGGGACAUACAUCCGCACUAGUGAUGGCCGCAUCUUUGCUGUCCGGGCGACUGGCAAACCAAAGGCCCCUGAAGAUGGUCGGAUGGCUGCCUCAGUUACCUAUAUUUUAUCUCCAGGUUCCCAGGGGCCUUCUCUUGCAUCCACAAGCAAUGGCAGACACAGUGCCUCUUCACCCAAAGCCCCUGACCCCGAGGGGCUGGCCAGGCCCGUCUCUCCUGACAGCCCAGAAAUCAUCAGUGAACUCCAGCAGUAUGCAGACGUGGCCGCUGCUCGGGAAUCCCAUCAGAACUCCCCAAGCAUCAGUGCUGCCCUGCCUGGCCCCCCGGCCCAACUCAUGGACAGUAGCACCAUUCCUGGGACAGCUCUUGGAACUGAGCCAUGCCUUGGGGGUCAUUGCCUCAAUAGUUCUCUCUUGGUGACUGGCCAGCCCAGUGGUGGCAGGCACCCAGUGCUGGACUUAAGGGGCCACAAGCGAAAGUUGGCCACUCCAUCUGCCACCCAGGAGUCAGUCCGUCGGCGGUCUAGGAAGGGCCAUUUGCCAGCCCCCGUGCAGCCCUAUGAACACGGGUAUCCAGUCUCUGGCGGGUUUGCCAUGCCACCCGUCUCCUUAAAUCAUAACCUCACCACCCCUUUCACCUCCCAGGCUGGGGAGAAUUCCCUGUUUAUGGGCAGUAGCCCCUCCUACUACCAGCUGUCCAAUUUGCUGGCAGAUGCCCGCCUGGUGUUCCCAGUGACUACUGACCCUCUGGUGCCAGCAGGCCCUGUCAGUUCCUCUUCCACGGCUACCUCAGUCACUGCCAGCAACCCCUCCUUCAUGCUCAACCCCUCUGUGCCAGGGAUACUACCCAGCUAUUCACUCCCAUUCUCACAGCCACUCCUGUCCGAGCCGAGGAUGUUUGCGCCUUUUCCUUCCCCUGUCUUGCCCAGCAACCUUUCGAGGGGCAUGACUGUCUACCCAGGCUACCCAGGUAGACUGUCCCCACAUUCAGGCUACCCGGCUGGUGGCCUCCUCCGGUCCCAGGUGCCUCCAUUUGACUCCCAUGAGGUUGCGGAGGUGGGAUUCAGCUCCAAUGACGAUGAGGAUAAAGAUGAUGAUGUGAUAGAGGUCACUGGGAAAUAGCUAGGAAGCCCCUCCCCACCUCACUUGGGGCCCUAGCAGGUUGCCCACCAAACUGGAAGGCAGAGAACCUGGUCUUUCUCAAAAUAGGGUACUUGGCAGGAGGGAAAAGAAGACAAAGGAGGGUGAUUGGCCAUAAUGGCACACACUAUUGCUGUUUAUUAGAGGAAAAGGAAAAGAAACAAACAAAAGACCCCAGAAACUCCAACAGAGCCCGUAAUAGUGGGAAAUCAGGGACCGAAAACAGGAGGCCUGCCUCUUCCUUCCUGCCUUUCGUAUCUGUCUGCUUAUAUGCCCACCUGAGUGUAGACGCUCAAGCCCAUUCUGCCUAUGAGAAUAUCUUUCCCAAGAAGUCUGCCUUACUGACUUUCUUAGUUUGGCCAGGGGAAUGGGAGAAGAGUGAAGGAGAUGAGGGUGGGCAUGGGGCGCAGACUAAGAUCCCAUGUGAAGUGGUGUCUUUAUAUGAGAUUGGAAGGAAGCAGACUGGGCUGUGCGUGCGUGUGCGCGUGCGUGGGUGUGGGUGUGUGCGUGGUGUGUGUAUAUGUGUGUGUGUCUGUGAGAGAGCGCACAUGUAUGUAGCAGAACAAGAAUGAAGGUUGGGGGGGAGGUAAGAGGUAAACUAAAAAGAAUUUAUCUUUUUUGAAGUGUAAAUCAGAGUGGUGGUUUAUGGCUACUAAGUUGAACAUCAAAGUGAGUCCAGGAGAAGAGCCAUGAAAAUCACAGCUUCCUUCUAGUUAGGUUACGAGAAGGCCGAGCUAACUCAAGUCCCUAGUCCCACAUUUGUUUUUAACUUGCGGAAAUCAUGAGAAAGCGAGCAUUUUCAGUCUCUUAUCUUUCUACAGUGGCCAUCUCUGAACAGGCGUCCCUUUCUCCAUGGGCUAGAAGUGCGCUGCAGUAUGAGGGUGACGAAGUGUGUUGUGGCUAGAGAAGACAUGUUCCACCAGGACAGAACAAGGCCCUUAGGCUGCCUGUCCUGGUGGCCUUUCCUCUACUUUCCCUCCCCAUUAGAGAGCUCUACCUUAACUUAUUUCUUAUGGGCAAUUAUUUAUUAUUUCAUUUGGGGGCAGGGGUGGUGGGGGGAGGUUAUAAGGAAGAUAGGGGAUAGUGAAGGAAGUGCUAAGAUAUUCCAGACCUCCUAGCUGCUGGUUUAAAAAAAAAGAAGAAGAAGGGUCCCAGAUGGACAGUGAAUUAAUUGACCAGGGAAAGAAAAAAUUAGAAUUCACCAGGAACUAGACUAAAACAACUAUGUUGUGGGGUAGUGUCUUCUCAGGAAAAUCAGAGAGCACUGAGACUGCCUAGUUGCGGGUGCUGAGACUCAUUCCGUAGAAACUGACACUUGGGAUCAUGGACUUUGCUACUGGGAAGUGAGUAACCUCCACCUUUGGAACUAUUGUCCUCUGUGAUGCCAGUUCUCUGCUGAAUAGUGAAGCUGUGGAUAGGUAGCUGCUGGGUUGAGGUAAUAUCAUAUGAUCAGUGUGAGCCUGGUUUCUGGUGCCUCCAUCUUCUCUGAAAGAUCAUGGGGGAGCCCUUCCUCUGUAGGAGUCUUAAGUCUGGCUUUUGUUUUAAAAGAACACAAAUAUAUGAGUCAUUCUGGUCUCCCUCUCCUUGUUCCAAAUGCCAGGAUAGGGGUAUCUAGUGCUAAAACAUGAACACUGGCUAUUUUAUUGCUGUAUACUGUGUCUUGUAGCCAUUUGACCCCCAAAUUUUUCCACACAGUUCUUUCUGAUGAAUAGCUCCUGUCUGGCUUUACUUCCUUCCCUUGGGCUCCACCAUGAUUGGCCAACUGCUAGAUUUGACUCCUAGUUCAAGAAAUACCUUAACCUCCUGCUACUCUUGACUAGCAACUUCCAAUCGUUGGGGGGAAAGAAGGGAGCUUAAAGGCAGACACUGUGGGAUUGUCCUGAAGAGACAAGGUGAUAGAUGGCUGAUGGAGUGUGUGUACUGUCCAGAAACACCAAAAGUGGAACUUGAGCUUUUUUUUUCUUUCUCUGUUUUCAUAUUAACCCUGUCAGACACUUAACUCUUCUACUCAUAGAAGCCUUAGAUCUACAAUUUAGCUAUGCAAAUAACUUUAAGAACAUAAAAAUAGCAGUUCCAAUAGUCAAGACACUUAAUUGGAGUGGGCUCUUAGGUUGAGGCUGGUGCAGUAGAAGUGAGCUAGUCCAGAUCCUAUAAUUUACAGAACACCCUCAAAACUUGGGUUAUAUGGAUGCCUCUCACACCUUAGAACACUGAGCUCCCAGAGUUGUCUGUCUCCUGUGUGUGUGUAUGUAUCUGUAUGUGUUACAUGGAUGCCUCUCACACCUUGGAACACUGAGCUCCCAGAGUUGUCUGUCUCCUGUGUGUAUGUAUGUUAGAUGGUAUGUGUGUGUUACAUGGAUGCCUCUCAGACCUUAGAACACUGAGCUCCCAGAGUUGUGUGUCUGUAUGUAUGUCCUGUUAUCAAGGGAAAGGGGUGUUUUCUGUGUUUAUAUAUAUGAAAUUACUAGAAAUCAUUUCAGUAGGGAACUGAAACCAGUCAGUUUUUAAGCUGUCAGGAAGUAAAUGGGUAUUCUGAGAGGUAGCAUGUGUGUGCUUUAUACUCUGUCAUUCCAGAGCUUGGAAUUCACUUAAGCAUAGCAACAGCCAUAACUCUGAGCAGGUCUCUGGCUAAAGAAGGCUUUUGUGGUAAUGUGCAGCUUCUGUUGUGUAGGGUGGGAGUGAGAUCACGGGAGAUUGAACUGCUUAUUAGUUCCGUGGGCUUUGGCAUCCCUCCAUAUUCCCAAACAAACCUACAAAUGGGCUUUUCAGGAGGGCUAGUAGCGAAAUGUGUAUGCACACCAACCAGGAGUAUGUGAUGAGCAAAGCAGGAAACUUACCAAUUAUAUUCUACUUAGACUGGAAACACGUGGUGGUAGGUGGGUGUGCCAACUUACGCUUGUAAUCCUAGCCCUCACGGAGCUGAGGCAGGUUGGUAUGUACAUGGUGAGACCCUGGGGAAAGGCAAAGAUCUGGCUCACAUAUUUUUCUCUCGCUAUUUGUCUUUCAUAGAAUGUUUUUAAGGGUCUCUCAAGUCCAAUCACUGGGGUGUAUUCUAAACUCUUACUAUCUGGAACACUACUAAAUUACGCAAGAUGACACUGAAAAUACUUGAUUCCCUUUUCUUAGUCCUUUGUCCUCUGUAGGGAUGGAGUAGGAGUUAUUCAAGAAAGGAAGUAACCAUGUUAGGUCAGAUCCUUCUUGAUGGUUUAUCUCUGAAGUCCUCACCCCCUUGAGUUAUGCUACUUCAGUAUCUGGAUUGUUUUCUGGUUUAAAGAUAAUGUGUCUGGCCCUUGGAAUUCCUUUUCUAGGAAUUUAUGUGUGGAUUAUAUAUUUGUGACUUACAACUAAAAAUGAAGUUUCCUACUCUGGGAGCAUGGAGCAAAGAGCCGGGGUAUGUUUUGCUGAGGAGUUGAAACAAAACAUCCAUAUAGACGGGACUGCUGGUGCAGUCAGUAUCUUAGUCUGAUGUUCAUUGCUAUGCGACCGAGUCCUCACCUCUCAUGGCGGAAGGUUUGGUUUGGUUUGGUUUGGUUUGGUUUUGCGGGGGGGGGGGGGGGGGUUGGAGCUUUACAUUCCUUAUUCCUAGAUAGUCCACCUGCUUCCCACUCCCCUUUGGUUUCUACAUGACCAGUUCUUCUGAGCCAUGGCUUUCUGUGCAUUCAACUAGGUUGCUCUUUCCCCACUGUUCCUGCUGAAAGAAUUCGCCCUCUGCCAGAGGAUGACUUUCUAGCUCCUCUGCUGACUAGUUCCUGGGAAAUUGGCACCUUAAGGUCAAUCUGAAAAAUGCUGAGCUGCCCAUUGCUCACCUUCAGACUGUUUUCCUUUCCACUGACCGACUCUUCUGCCCCUGUGUAUUCAAAUUGCUGUAAUCCCUCAAUGUCUGUUCUGUGUCACUAGCUUGGCUCUAGGCCUUUUAUGAAUGUCGAGUCCUAUAAUGAUGAACUAAGCAGGCAGCAUCCACCCUCUUUGCUUUUCAGGGACCCAAGUCUGCGCCUUUCCCCUGCCACGAGCCUGUUUGCUUUAGUCAUCUAAUGUGCUGGGGAGAGAUAGCCAGGUGGGCUGCGUAAUCCUACAAUGUAGAGGGCUAAAGGAAGUUUGGGCACUCUCUGCAACCACUACUAGGAUGAUAUUCAGAUGAGAGGGGACCUCAUACUGUGACCUGACCCAGGACCCUCCCUGGAAGAGAGCUCAGCCCAGGUGUGUUUGAGUGAGUGUGUGUAUGUGUUUGCAUGUGUGUGCUCAUGUGCACUGUGGUGUAAAAUGACUGUUAUCUGGUUGUGUAACUCAGGCUGGGGACUCACCAGAAGAAUCCCUCAAGCCUGCCCAAAACAGGUUUUAUUUUCUUUGUACCCUCUUCAGAGGGAUCAGAGAGAGGGUCCAGGUGGGUUAAAGGGGUUGCAAUGGAUAACCACUAAGGCCACACUGCUGCCAGAGGAGUUGGGGGAGGGGGGAAGGGAGAUGAGGUUGCCCCAAGGCCCUGGUACCUGGCUUUAGUUUUCUGUCUUCUUUCCUCAGGACACCCCUGAGGCCUGGGACCUGUGCCUGGCUUAGAGGACCAUCUGCGGCUGGGUGUUCCAGCUGCUGGUGUGAUCAUGGGCUUCCCUCCUCUCUCAGCAGGGCAGGCACUUCUGCCCCAGAGACUGGGCAACUGGCUGUUUCUAUGACGUAUUUAUUUUUACUUGUGUUUCAUGUCACUUUUUUAAAAAAGCAAACAGAACAAUUGUAAGUCAGUAUAACUGCCUAUCAGUUUUCUUUAUUUCUCCUUUUGUAAAAUAAAAUUUAAACUGAA
This is a messenger RNA of Meriones unguiculatus (Mongolian gerbil), 9609 nucleotides long. RefSeq names its product RAD54 like 2 (gene Rad54l2). Gene Ontology annotation, molecular function: ATP binding; ATP-dependent chromatin remodeler activity; ATP hydrolysis activity. The transcript has 22 exons. Bases 372 to 4802 code for a protein of 1476 amino acids. The record is from RefSeq and is a predicted model, not a curated record. Lineage: Eukaryota; Metazoa; Chordata; Mammalia; Rodentia; Muridae. Gene Ontology annotation, cellular component: nucleus.